CUGCGAUGGGCCCGCCGUGUCAUCGCCGGCGGUCGCAGGCGGGCGGGGCGGCCUGUCCGAGGCGUGGCGGACCUGCGGGGCGCUCCAGGGACGUCGACAUGGCCGCAGAUGUCGAGGAAGGCGCGGCGCUGGCAUCAAUGGUCGCUUCGUCACAUUGCACGUUGACACGCGCUUCCGUCGCGACUCCGAGAAAAGCUUCGAGCACCUGUCCGCAUCGGGCCCUAGCGCCGUCCGCUUAGUCAAGCAUCGCAUUUUCUACCACACCAGCCAUGUGUGCAUCGCCCCGGCACUGUCAUACUCGUUCCCAUGAGCGUGGCCUUCACUCUUCGACCGCUGGAGCGCAACCCGCCAAGCACGCCCGGCAACGCGCUUGAGGCUGCCUUUCGCGUUCACCUCUCGCCGAAAGAGCUGAGGAACCACCGUCUGGCCAAUGGCGAUCUGAUCAGACUGAAGACUCUGGCCGGCUUCAAGGGCUAUGGAAUUGCUUGGACUGCCGCCGGAACAAACCCAGCAAACAAGCCUAUAGCAAAAGUCACAGAUCUGCUGAAAGAGCAGUGUGGCCUGUCACUGAACGAUCCCGUGUUCAUCGAGAAGGCCAGUGACUCGUGGAAGCCUCUUGCGAGUGUAUGCAUCUCGUACCCGGAAGACAUUGAACAGAGUGCCAAGUUUUCCUCCACAGACGAGCUGCUCUACUGGGUUCGCUAUGCACUGGUCGACGUCGAACUGGUGCUGCCCGGGUGCAGUCUUCAGGUCCAGGCAAAAGGCCCAAAAGAGCAAUCCAAGACGUCUAAACUACGUUUGACAGUGCAAAACAUCGAUCCGCAGCCGGACGAGAAGAGUGCAUUGUACUUUGACCCAGUCAGCACUCAGGUCAUAGCCUCAGACGAGCCUCCCCCUCGGCAAGCUGCCGCAUCUUCCGCAGAGGAGCCAGUCAAGCCGACGUCAAAGAUCCUUAAGCUGGAUCAUGAAGGGAUUGGAGGGCUGUCAGACCACAUUUCAACUAUCAAUAAAAGCCUAUUCUUCUUCUCGCAUGCAGCAUCUGCUCUCCCUGAUCAGCAUCUCCUUGGACCCACCACUUUCUUGUUGCAUGGGCCUGAGGGAACUGGUAAGAGUAUGCUGCUCGAGCGUCUUGCAGAAGCACCUUGGAAGGAUGUUCAGCGAUUGAGUCUCGAUUCACACCCGAAGAAUCAUGCCGCAGCUAUUGAGGACACUUUCGAAGCAGCAAAAGAGAAUCAGCCAAGUCUGGUGCUCAUGGAUAAUCUGGACAAGUUUCUAGAAAAAGCCGAAUCCCUUGUUGGCAAACUCCGUUCCGAAAUAGCAAAAUUAGAGGGGAGCAAGGUCGUAGUUGCUGCAGCCGCCCGUAGCAUCUACGACAUCGACUCUAGUCUACGCACGACGUCAGGGUUUAAGACGGAGCUGGAGAUAUUUCCACCAAACCUCAUGCAGCGCGAGGACAUGCUCCGCGAGAUUCUCGGCCCUGCGAGAGCAAUCUCAACCAUCAACUUCACCACCGUAGCAGAGCGUACACAUGGUUUCGUAGGCCGGGAUGUCCACAAGCUUUGCGGCCUUGCGCGAAACCACCGCGUACAGACCGUCUACGACAGUCUAGACGAAGAAAAAAUGGACUCAUUCGGCGAGAUCUUAGAAUCAGGCGAAUUCGUCACGCAGGCAGACUUCGACGUCGUCAUCGAUCAGGUUCAGCCCACUGUGCUCAAAGACAGCAUUCUCGAGGUGCCAAAGGUAAAAUGGGACGAUAUAGCUGGGCUGGACCACGUACGUGCGCUCCUCGAGGCCAUCACCAUCCGCCCUUUCAAGCACCCUGACCUUGACACCAAAUUCGGUGGCCCGCAAUCCCGCAAAGGCGUACUCAUGUACGGUCCACCUGGGUGUGCCAAAACGCUCAUCGCACAAGCCGUCGCCACGGAAUCAAACCAGAACUUCCUCGCCGUGAAAGGCUCCGAGCUGAUCAAAAUGUACGUAGGCGAGUCGGAGCGCGCAAUCCGAGACGUUUUCCGACGCGCGCGCGCUGCCAAACCAUGCAUCAUCUUCUUCGACGAAAUCGACAGCAUCGGCAAGUCGCGCGAGAAAACGCAGGACAGCGGUCUGAACGUGGUGGCGACGCUACUGAAUGAAAUGGACGGCAUCGAAGCCCUCAAAGACGUCUUCAUCAUCGGUGCCACAAACAGACCCGAUAUCCUCGACUCUGCUUUGAUUAGGACGGGCAGGUUUGAUGCACACAUCCACAUCGGACUACCGACGCUGGAAGCCCGCGCACAGAUCCUCGAGAUCCACACCCGGCGCCGCCCGCUCGCUGCGGAUGUGGAUCUCAAUGCUGUUGCGGCGCGCACCGAAGGCAGCAGCGGCGCAGAUAUCAAGGGAUUGUGUGCGGUCGCCGUCGAGAUGGCCAUCGCAGAGUACGAGAAGAAUCCGCUAGCUGAGCCCGUGGUGCGCAUGUGCCAUUUCGAACAGGCGCUGGCGGAGCAUCACCCGCAUACGCUGAGGGAGGAGGCUGAGCGCUAUAAGUACUGGAGGCCAGGAAUGAGCCUGGGGGAGACGUGAAGCAAGUCUCAAUCGUGUUUAGUCUGUUCUGCGUCAUUGGGGUAGAUCCUGAGUAUGUAAACGCCUAGGCUGAUAUUGUGGAGUCUACAAUGUGUUUGGUAUACGUAU
Molecule: messenger RNA, 2667 nt
Organism: Boeremia exigua
Lineage: Eukaryota; Fungi; Ascomycota; Dothideomycetes; Pleosporales; Didymellaceae
Product: P-loop containing nucleoside triphosphate hydrolase protein
Exons: 2
Coding region: 307-2559 (750 amino acids)
Cellular component (GO): cytoplasm
Molecular function (GO): ATP hydrolysis activity; ATP binding
Source: RefSeq, a predicted model, not a curated record